This is a messenger RNA of Cyprinus carpio (common carp), 1329 nucleotides long. RefSeq names its product interleukin-17F. Gene Ontology annotation, biological process: inflammatory response. The record is from RefSeq and is a predicted model, not a curated record. Gene Ontology annotation, molecular function: cytokine activity. NCBI's taxonomy places the organism in Eukaryota, Metazoa, Chordata, Actinopteri, Cypriniformes, Cyprinidae. Gene Ontology annotation, cellular component: extracellular region.
AUGUAGAGCAGCAAGACUUAAGACUGACAGAAGACAUCAGAAGAAAAAAAAACAGGUCAAAUGAAUGCAACUAUGUCAACAGCGAUAAACAUCCAGUUCCUCAUGGUGGCUUGUGUGAUGGGGCUUGUUUUAAUAUCAUUUGGAGCUGAGGGAGCAUCUUCAAAACAUCUUCUGAAGAAAGGAAACCACAGGUCAUCAGAAGAAUUGGAUCCAUCAUCAUCAUCAUCAUACCGGUUGAUCUUGGAUCCUGAGUUCAAAUCCCCGGCCAACCCGAACCUUCCAAUAAACAACGACUCCAUCUCUCCAUGGACCUACACGUUUAUGCAGGAUGAGAGCCUGUACCCUUCUAACAUCGCAGUGGCGAAGUGUUCACUGACUGGAUGUCUUAUAGAUGGCACCGAGGACCAGGAUUACCAGUCCAAACCUAUUUACACCCAAAUCAUGGUCUUGAGGAAAAUUCGAGGAGAAAAGCACAACUAUUCCUUGAGACUCGAGUACAAAACCAUCGCAGUGGGAUGCACCUGCGUUCGUCCAUAUGUACAACAUGUUUAAAAUGUGGGAGCUAUAUGUUGGAUCAUUAGUGUUACGGUAUUACAAAAUCCAGAACAUAAGGCUUAAGACUUAUGACUUUAUAAUUUAUUUAUGGUAUCAUGUACAUGUUCACAAAAUGUGGGAUAUUUAUUUAUUUUCAUGAUAUUUUAUGAUUAUAUAUUUGUUUUUGUUUUAUUUUAUUUUUUUGCCAAUAGAAGAAUUGGAUCCAUCAUCGUCAUACUGGCUGAUAUUUGAAUAAUGAGUUAAAACUUUCAUCCGACUUGAUCCAUAAUAAUCUAAUUUAUUAACGUCAUUAUACAUGUGGUUUCAAAUGUGUUAUUUAUUUUCACUGGAUUUUUUUUUUUUUAAGAUUUUUAUUCAAAUAUUUUGUAGUAACUUUUUUAUUUAUUGAUCCAAAUGUGUUUUUAAGGAUAUGACUGCCACAAUAAACAAGAAAAAAAUUACAAAUAUUGUUCUGAUGGCCUUUUUUUUUAAACAACUCAAAAUCCAUAAUGAGGAAGUCACAAGGACAAAACUAUACCAGAAGUCCUUUAAUUACCUCUGCCUCUAAAAUAUAUCACAAUUUCUGUACAGAAUAUAGCCAAAUCAGACACCAGCUGAUCAUGAGGCAAGUGAACAUAUGUACAGCGGCAAAAGCGUAAGCAGUUUACCAAAAAUAGAGCCUUAAAGACAGGACAGAAGACAAACUGACUGCAUCCAUAUGGGCUUUAAAGUACAUGAAACCGUCCAAACGUCAUCCAGAUACUCAUAAACACAAAAAAAGUUACCACUAACAUU